AUGUCCCAGAGGGCCUGCCGCGAGGCCAUAGCUCCGCCAUCCCCCCAGGCCUCCCCUUCGUCUGCAUCGCCCUCCGCACCACGCCACGAUCUGCUUAUCGACACGCACGGCGUGCCCUGCAAGUACACAGCACAGCUGGAGAACGAGCUGCGGCCGCCGGCCAGCGAGCUCGGUCCCGGCGAGGGCUGCAGCUGCCCAGAGUGCGGCCGCGUGUGCAGCUCCCCCUCGCAGCUGCAGCGCCACUGCGUGUCACACUCGACGCUCAAGCCCUUCACAUGCAUCGCCUGCUCCCUGGCCUUCAAGCGCUCCAGUGAUCUGGCGCGGCAUCGGCGGCCGGCUCUCGAUCCCCCGCGCCGCGCCCGCGCUGACCGUCCGCACGCCUGCUCACCGUGCCCGCGUCGUUUCCAGGACGACACGGCGCUGGCACAACACGCGCGCCUGCACUAG
Molecule: messenger RNA, 447 nt
Organism: Cynocephalus volans (Philippine flying lemur)
Lineage: Eukaryota; Metazoa; Chordata; Mammalia; Dermoptera; Cynocephalidae
Product: zinc finger protein 580-like
Exons: 2
Coding region: 1-447 (148 amino acids)
Biological process (GO): regulation of transcription by RNA polymerase II
Molecular function (GO): RNA polymerase II cis-regulatory region sequence-specific DNA binding; DNA-binding transcription factor activity
Source: RefSeq, a predicted model, not a curated record